Prionailurus viverrinus (fishing cat) is the source of this 1035-nucleotide messenger RNA. Its product is annotated as translation initiation factor IF-2-like. Bases 1 to 1035 code for a protein of 344 amino acids. NCBI's taxonomy places the organism in Eukaryota, Metazoa, Chordata, Mammalia, Carnivora, Felidae. The record is from RefSeq and is a predicted model, not a curated record. The transcript has 2 exons.
AUGUGUACAAACCUGUCCCUGCCACAAAUAUCAGAUCCUAGUUCUAAAGACUGUUGCCGAAAGGAAGAUUCUUUAAAGCCAACACCAAGCGUGAUCUGGCAUCUGGCAUCUACACUUUAUUACUCUAGCUCUCGGGGACGGGGGAGCCGGGAGGAAGGGGGUUCCAAGAACGCUCCGCCUGGGAAACGCCGAAGGCGCUCGAAGGGGCAAGAGGUCAAGUCCCGGCGGGAACCGACGAAGCCUGGGGGGUCGAGAGGGGUGUGUCUGGGGCCUGGAGGCCCGCCCGAGAGUGAGAGGCCGAGGAAGGGGCCGCGGCCCCCGCCUUCGCCCGGCCUCGGGCGGCGUGCCAGGGCCCGCCUCUCGCCGACGCCUCACUUCCCCUCCGUCCAGGCGGCCAGGCCCGCGGGCCGGGCUGGAAGUGGCCCGCGCUGGCCCACCACGUCCGGGGAUUUAGGUUUCGGUGGCAACGCCGCCCGCCGCUGCCUCAGGCCCUCCGCUUCGGCUCGGGGUCCCAGGGUCCCUUCCCUCCCGGACUCGCCACCCCGCCUACCACCCGCCGCCUUUACCUGCUCCGGGAGCGGGUGGAGGGCGUCGAGGCCGGGGCCGCGUCGUCGAGUGCGCGACGCGGCGCCGCGGGUCCGCAGCCCUUUCCCGCCGCCGCCACUGCGCUCUCCGGCGCGGCGCAGGGCUGGCGAGCAGCGGCGACCGCGGGGGGGGGGGGGGGGGGGGGGAGACGCGCCGCAAGCGCCGGGCGGGGAGACACUGCCGCUCUCUGUCCGGCCGGGGAAGAGCAGCCUCGCAGCAGCCAGCCGCGAGAGGGCGGGUGGGUGGCCGAAUGGGGAGGAGGGGUCUCGGGGAGUAGGGAAUGGCUGCCACGUCGCUCAGGUGGCUCGCCGCCCUCCGCCUCCCCCACCCUCUCCAGCUCCCCGGCGCGACCUCUGGUUCGUCCCCGAGCUCCGCCAUGGCGCGUCGGCCCGCCCCGCGGGGCCGGCUCCGGGGACCCGGCCCGCGGGCGCUCCCGCCUCUCACUCCUAG